This is a messenger RNA of Trifolium pratense (red clover), 2604 nucleotides long. Its product is annotated as cysteine-rich receptor-like protein kinase 10. Bases 266 to 2248 code for a protein of 660 amino acids. The transcript has 9 exons. Gene Ontology annotation, biological process: protein phosphorylation. The record is from RefSeq and is a predicted model, not a curated record. NCBI's taxonomy places the organism in Eukaryota, Viridiplantae, Streptophyta, Magnoliopsida, Fabales, Fabaceae. Gene Ontology annotation, molecular function: ATP binding; protein kinase activity.
AAAUAUUGCAACCAUAAAAUAUGUUAGUAUACAAGAUUGAACAUGCAUCCAUUGUAUUUAUAAUCUAGUCAGAUUAUUGUAUUAAAUUAGCUUCUAACCACUUUUUUACUAUAUAGUUUUAUCCUUUAUUGACUCUUAACUAAUUUCAAACAUACUAUACUGUCAGAUCUCUGAAUCUAAUUGCUAGAUCCUGCUUAAUUCAAAUGCAACCACAUGCUUGUUCAUCAAACUAUCUAAGAUUUUCUUGCAGCAUAACAGAAUCAUCAUGAUUAUCAAAGUAUCUAAGAUAUUUAUGCUUAGCACACUUAUCUUAAUCUUAAUUAUUACCAUAACAGAAACUUCGGCAUCUGUGUUCAACAAUGCUACUUGCACAAACAACAAAACAUUUACACAAAACAGUACUUUUCAUUCAAAUCUCAAAACCCUUCUCUCAUCACUUUCUUCUAAUGUAACAAAUGAUGUUAGAUUCUUCAACACAACAUCAGGAAAAGGUUUAGACAAAGUCUAUGGUCUUUCUAUGUGUCGUGGAGAUGUUCCAUUUGCUUUAUGUAGAGAGUGUAUUGGUUUUGCAACACUAACAAUACCAAAAUAUUGUCCUUCUUCAAAAGAAGCUGUGAUUUGGUAUAACGAGUGUUUGUUAAGAUAUUCAUAUAGAUUCAUCUUCUCAAAAAUGGAAACUUUACCAAGAUAUAAGAUUGAGAUUCCACUGGGGGAUCCUGUUUUGUUACAAAGUAAAGGGUUUUAUGCUGCUUUAGGAUCUGUUUUGAAUGUGCUUCCAAAUGAAGCUGCAGUUUCUAUUGGUAGUUUCAACAAAUAUGCUGUUAAACAAGAAAAUGCUUCUGUUAGUGUGACGCUUUACGGUCUUGCUCAGUGUACACCGGACUUGUCAGCCGGGGAUUGUAGGCGGUGUAUUGAGGAUGCGGCCGCGGAGUUUCCUAAGGCUUGUUGUGGAGGUAGCAUAGGGGAAACUAUUUUGUUUCCAAGUUGUUUUGUUAGAUAUGAGACUUAUCCGUUUUAUCUGCAUUCUGGAACAUCGGCAUCAAUAGCAACUUCAAAUAAGGGGGGAAGAAAUAUUUCAACACAUUUGAUUGCCAUCAUUGUUGUCUUGGUUGUCAUUUUGGUGGUGAUUUUUUGCAUUGGCGGCUAUUUCUUAUGGAUAAAAGCGAAGAAGAGACGCAAGGCUAGUCACAAAGAAAACCUUGGGCUUGAAUUUAGUAACUCCGAGUCCUUGGAAUUUGAUUUUGCUACAAUUGAAAUAGCAACAAACAAUUUUUCUGAUGAUAGCAAAAUUGGCAAAGGGGGAUAUGGACAAGUCUACAAGGGAACACUUCCUAAUGGACAAGAAAUAGCUGUGAAGAGACUGUCGAAAACUUCUGGUCAAGGAGCAGAAGAAUUCAAAAAUGAAGUGAUGUUAAUAGCCAAACUUCAACACAGAAAUUUGGUGAGGUUAAUAGGAUUUUGCCUUGAAGAUCAAGAAAAGAUACUUAUCUAUGAAUAUGUGCCUAACAAAAGUCUUGAUCACUUCCUAUUUGAUUCUCGGAAGCAAAAACAAUUAACUUGGCCUGAACGGUAUAAUAUCAUAAAAGGAAUUGCUCGAGGAAUUCUUUAUCUUCAUGAAGAUUCUCGUCUCAAGAUUAUACAUCGCGAUAUUAAACCAAGCAAUGUACUUCUAGAUAACAACAUGAUUCCAAAAAUCUCUGAUUUUGGCAUGGCAAGGAUGGUAGAUAUAGAGCAAAUUCAAGGACACACAAAUAGAGUUGUGGGGACAUAUGGUUACAUGUCUCCAGAAUAUGCAAUGCACGGACAAUUUUCAGUGAAGUCCGAUGUUUUCAGUUUUGGAGUUAUGGUUCUCGAGAUUAUUAGCGGAAAAAAGAAUUCAUGUAGUUUUGAAUCAUGUCGUGUUGAUGAUCUCUUGAGUUAUGCUUGGAACCAGUGGAAAGGUGAAUCUCCAUUUGAAAUGCUGGAUCCAGUUAUGCAAGAAUCUUAUGCUCCAAAUGAAGUAGAAAAAUGUGUGCAAAUUGGUUUAUUGUGUGUCCAAGAAAAUCCAGAUGAGAGGCCUACAAUGGGAACUGUUGUUUCAUAUCUUACAAAUGUCUCAGCUGAUAUGCCAUUUCCCAUGGAACCAGCAUUUUUCAUGCACGGCAGAACCAGAAGACAUUCAGGCUAUUCAGCUGAACGUGAAUCAUAUUCAGACUUUACACUAAAAAAAUAUUGGAAAGAAAUGAUUGGGUGGAGACAAUCAGUCUAAUCUGUCAUGCGGAAUGCACAGUGCAGUAGGUUCAUCUAACACCAAACAUACUAGUCCAACUGCGUUGCAACUUGCAGCAGUACAACAUCACAGUUCGCACUAUGGUCCUAUCUUGCUUCAGUUUAUGUCGGAUUUGUCGCCUCGAGAUUGCAUAAUGUGUCUCAGUAGUAUUGUCUUGGAAGUCAAGGAGGAAGAGUUCAUGUAUCACAGUUACAACUAUAUGUAUGAGUUGUACCAUUUUAUAGAAUGGUAUCACCUGCAGCUGAAAGACUAGUUAGUCCUACAAAUUUUGCAAUUCAAAAAGGUAUUUCUAAAUAUUGUGGUUCUUUCUUUCAACUGUUAAUUUUACCUUCUCA